This is a messenger RNA of Strongylocentrotus purpuratus (purple sea urchin), 3662 nucleotides long. RefSeq names its product protein disulfide-isomerase A3 (gene pdia3). Bases 77 to 1525 code for a protein of 482 amino acids. Gene Ontology annotation, molecular function: protein disulfide isomerase activity. NCBI's taxonomy places the organism in Eukaryota, Metazoa, Echinodermata, Echinoidea, Camarodonta, Strongylocentrotidae. The transcript is spliced from 13 exons. The record is from RefSeq and is a predicted model, not a curated record. Gene Ontology annotation, cellular component: endoplasmic reticulum. Gene Ontology annotation, biological process: protein folding; response to endoplasmic reticulum stress.
CCAUCUUUCUAGACGUUCUGUAGUUGCUGAUGCACUGUGGAGACAGGAUCUGGAAAAGACCGACACAUCGUUCAAAAUGAAUGCACUUCUGCUUAUUUCGCUCCUCUUUGGAGUUGCUUACGGUAGUGAUGUUAUAGAUUUUACAGAUGAUGACUUCAAAGACAACAUUGGAGACCAUUCACUGAUAUUAGUGGAGUUUUUUGCUCCGUGGUGCGGCCAUUGUAAGAAAUUGGCUCCAGAGUUCGAGACCGCUGCCACCACCCUCCAGAGGGAGAGUCCUCCAAUUGCCUUGGCUAAGGUUGACUGCACAGCCAACACCCAAACAUGUGGUGCCUAUGGUGUAUCCGGCUACCCUACCCUCAAAGUAUUCCGCAAUGGAGAACCCUCAGAUUACCAAGGUCCCAGGGAAUCUGCUGGUAUCAUUUCCUUCAUGAAGAAGCAGGCUGGACCCAAGUCUGUCGUCAUCGCGACGGAAGCACAAUUUGACGACUUUACCUCCGGUGCCACUGCUGCCAUCGUUGGAUUCUUUGCCGAUGAAACAAGCGCUGGAUUGAAGGAAUUCAAGAAACUUACCGAUGCUUUCUUUGAGGAAUUCAGAUUUGCUUACACCCUUGAUUCUGGUCUGGCUGAAAAACACUCAGGCACAGAUAAAGUGGUUCUCUUCAGACCGCCACAACUCGCGAGUAAAUUUGAAGAGAGUCAAGCGGUGUUCGAUGGAGCCAUCAAAAAGAAGGAUGUUGAGAAAUUCAUCAGAGAAAAUGUCCAUGGACUUUGUGGUUACAUGACAGCAGAUAAUCAAGCACAGUUCACCAAGAAGCCACUCCUGACUGCCUAUUACAAUGUCGACUAUAAACUGGACAAGAAAGGAACCAACUACUGGAGAAACAGAGUAAUGAACGUUGGUCGGGAAUUCAUCGGUUCGGUCUACCUGUCCAUCGCCUCUGCUAGUGACUUCCAACGAAAGCUGGACGACUACGACACCAGUUUUGACGCAGAAGGUGGAUCUCCUGUGGUUGCUAUUGAAGGGGCCAAGGGCGAGAAGUUUGUCAUGCCAGAGAAAUUCACAGUUAAAACACUUAAAGCAUUCAUCCAGGCUUUUGUAAAUGGUGAGCUAGAGCCUUUUAUCAAGAGCGAAGAUAUACCAGCGUCCAAUGAUGGCCCAGUCAAGGUGGUUGUUGGCAAAACCUUUGAUGAGAUAGUAAACGAUGAGACUAAAGACGUCCUCAUUGAAUUCUAUGCACCUUGGUGUGGCCAUUGUAAGACCUUGGAGCCUAAAUACAAUGAAUUGGGAGAAGCGCUCAGUGGAGAUAAUAACAUUGUCAUAGCCAAGAUGGACGCUACCGCCAAUGAUGUACCCCCAGCAUUUGAGGUCAGAGGGUUCCCAACCCUUUAUUGGGCACCAAAGAACAACAAAUCCAGUCCCAAGAAGUACGAGGGUGGUCGAGAGGUCCCCGAUUUUAUCAAGUUCAUCAAAAAAGAAGCCACAAGUAAACCAGUCAACACCGGAGACAAGACCGAGUUGUAAAAAAAAAAUCCAUCAGUAAACAAAUAAUAAGAAUUCACCGCCUAUAGACAUUCAGACAACAAAUAUGGAGAGAAGAUUAGGGACUAUUGAUAUAAAGAUAUAUCUUUAUCUGGAGAGUGUAGUUAAACUAGAUAUUUUCAUGAAGGCCAUUUUCACGCCAAGACAUUUUCCCCCAGCUUAGAGCCAGAAGGGCAUUAACGCUCUGUAAACAAACGGGACUUAACGCCCUUCUGGCUCUUUGAAGGAAAUCCAAGGUACAAUUCAAUCAUGUUUGCGGAAUGAUAAUUUUGUGGCGAUACUAAUAACUCCAGAAAUUCGCGAAAGUUUCAAUCACACGCAAGUUUACGAUUUAACAGGAGGUAAUCGGAAUCUGUGGGGGAUAAACUGAAUUUCUGUUUAAUCGGAUAGAGCUACUUUGACAGGUUAUUAAAUACAUCCCUGUUUGAUAGUGGGGCCUCCAAUUGGAUGGCCAGUUCCUAUGUCGUUGGGUUUGAAUGCCCAGAGAAGAUAAUAUUGUUCCAUUCUGAUAGGAGUUGAAAACCCAGUGCCCAUGCAUGAAGUAUUCCUGAACCUCAUUUGUGUAGGGGUAAACUUAAAAACAAGAUCUAGGUGGAAUACAGAUGUUUUUUCUGUAAUGAAAUCAAUGACUUCGAUUCGAUUACUAAAUAUUCAGUUCCUCUAUUGCAGGUGCUCUAUUGGGAGUGGCUAUCUGAAUUAGAAUGUCAACAUUUUAGUUAUUUUUCUAUAUAUGUGAGCUCAUUGUAUUAGUAAUGAGAAGUUCAUGUACGAGUAUGAUUUUUUUCUCACUUUGUUUGAGCAACAAAUAAUUGUCCUUUCAGUAUGUGUAUACUUAUCACUUCUGUAUGAAAGGACGAAGUCACAUCUCCUUGUUUGUUUGUUUGUUUGUUUGUUUACUUUUCUUCCUCUGACCAUUCAGACAGUUUUAUGAGCCAUUCUGAUUUAAAGUGUACCAAUAACCUAAAAGGUGUAUUGCUAGAAUGUGUACAAUCAUUUAAGGGGUAUGAAGAAAACAACAAACAUAAAACGGCACUUGUAGACUUGUUUCUUUGCCUGCCCUAUUCUAUUUGAUCUAGUGUACUCUACAAAACGUUUCACUAGUUACCGAGUUUAUACUUCAAUAUUUCUUUAUAGAAGUAAUAGUUGAAGCUCGUAUGUAGAAAACGGUUGUUGAGCGACAUGGAACCUCUUAUAUUAAAAACAAAACAUGCUGUGAUGAUUGGUACACUUUAAGUCGCAAGUCGAGAAGUCAAUGUCAACUGUUAUUUCAAGCAAAUAUAGUCUAGAGUCAUUUUGUAUGUCCUUCUGGUGCUGUACUGUCACACAAAAUAGGGUUAAAUUCACUCAAAUAUAUACCUUGUUUCACACUAAAAACUUAUAUCAUGACUCUUUUGGAAAUAAUACGACAGCUGGGAGGAAUGUGAAACUGAUCUAGCUUUAUUUUCUUUUGAUGAGAUGUUAAUAAAUGAUCAUGAGCUGUUUGAAAGGGCUAGGAAAUUGGAAGUGCCUCUGUCAAAAAAGAAAAUUGUCUGAAACUCUGCUGCCCAGAUAUUUGAAUUGGCACUAAUAUGAUGACAUUUAUUCACUGCACUUGCAAUUUCGCCACUGGUUUCUUACAUCGAUAUAUGCUCAGACGCAGUUUCUUACAUAGGUUUGUAUCCUAGUUUGAGUGAAUGUUCCGUUUCUGUUUUUUUCUUCUCUUUUUGUAACUUCGUACUAUAAAGAACUUUCUGAGUUUUCUAGGAAGGGUACUACAUGUCUAUGUAUGUUUCAAGAAUUAUGAGUUUUAAUCAAAAUUUCUCUUUAUUUAUUUCAUGUAUUGUUUCAGUUGAUAAAGAUAUGUAUGUAGAUUUUUUGGAUUUUUUUUUGGAUUUUUUUUGGUGAGGCCUAAACGGGGAUUGUAGUUUUUUUAAUGUGCUGUGCUUAAAGCAAUACUGAUGUUAAAAAGGUGAUCGUCAAACUUUUGUGUACACUCUCACUGUUCAGUUGUUUGGUACACUGAGUCUUUAUUUUGUAACUUUCAAAGAGAGCGUAUUUGAUACAAUUUUUAUGUUCUGUGAUUGCAUUUGUUGGAAAAAACAAAAUAAUGAUUGAAAAAUAAAUGAUUAAUUAUACAUGA